AUGGCAACUUCGCCGCGUCAACCGUCCAAGCGCCAAGAUUCCUUCCAGGAGCUCUUGCGACGGCUGGCAGCAGCCCAUGAGGCAGAGCUACAAAGAGCGCGACGGGGUGAGAUCCCCUCCCGAGGCGCAUCUCUCAGAGGAAGUACUCCACGACCGUCGCACCUCUCCGGGUCAUUAUUUCAGUCCCAGGCAUCCUCCAACCCGCCAACGAGUCGAAGUGUGCCCGGCAUGUCCCCGGGGACUCCGCUCUUACAGCCCAGGGAGACCCCGGGCAUCCAGGAGAGUAGCGAUUCCUUGGAGGAGGUGGGUGCGAUGGGUCAGAGCUAUGAGGUGCUGGAGGUCCGUACCUGCUGGGCGGAGAAGCCGCCAAGUGUGCGACUGAAGAGUAUCGUAAGCGUGCAUUCGACGGAGGCCACUGCAUGGAAGAAGGGCGGUGGUCGACCCUCGUGGGACUGUGUUCUCAGUCCCUCCGGGAACUUUCGAAAUGUGUGGGACCUGCUCGGCGUUCUCUGCUUGAUGUGGGAUGUUAUCAUGAUUCCCCUACAGAUGUUUGACUUGGAUUUGGAGCUUCAAGUUGCUUUGGAUUGGUUAUCGCGCCUGGAAAUGAUGUUCUGGGCCAUGGACAUGUUGCUCGCGUUUUUUACCGGCUUCGUCGAUCGCGGAAUCCUGAUCUUGGACCUGCGAAGAAUUCGACAUCAUUACCUUCUCCACUGGUUCGGCAUCGACUUCUCCAUUCUCCUCGCCGACUUUCUCUUGGAGUUCGCCUUCGUGGAGAGCCUCGGGGAGGUGAAGGCCGCAAAGUUCCUGAGACUCAUCAGGCUCCUCCGUAUCAUACGCCUAGGGAAGCUCACCCAUGUCUCCAUCUUCCUCCGGGAUCAGCUUAAGUCACGGGUGGCUUGCAUACAGCUGAACCUCGGCCUCGUGAUUCUCUGCAUCGUCCUCCUUCAGCACGUCGUCGCAUGCUGCUGGCACGGCAUCGCUGCCCUCACAAGCGACUCCUGGCUUGACCAGCACUCCAUGCGGAACCAGCAUGUCUCAUUUCAGUACGCCACGGCCAUGCGCUGGAGCCUUGCUCAGCUGGGGAUCGGCGGCACGGAGAUCGAGGCGGUCUCCUACGCAGAGGCGGUCUACUCCGUGGUCGUGGCCUUCGUCUCCCUGAUCUCCUUUUCCACUGUGAUCAGUUCCAUGACCUCCCUCAUCUCAAGCCUGAAUAAGGCGAAGGUGGAGGAGACGGAUCAGUUUUGGUUGCUCCGCAAGUACCUCCGUGACAAGGACAUCGCAGGGAGCUUGGCCGAGCGCAUCACAGAUUUCUUGCGGUAUGCUUACCACACCCAUGCUACGCAGACUGCCGAUCGCCCUUACAUCCUUCAGCUCUUGUCGAAGCCCUUGCAGGGCGAGUUGAGUUUUCGCAUGUAUCGUGACAGCAUUAUGAAGAUCUCCUUCCUGGCAGAAGUGUCACAGACUGUGGCUGUGCACAACGACAGUGCAUUUCACAAGUUGGCCAGCGAGGCUGUCAGCAUUAUCGACACAGGCCCUGGUGAUGUCGUCUUCUCAACCUAUGGAGAGGCAGAAGCGUCGUACUUGCCCCUGCAAGGCGCCUUGACGUACUUACACGCUCAAGGAAAGCGGGAAACGGAAGGACAGCAGUGGAUUGCGGAGAUGGCCCUGUGGACCAAAUGGCUACAUGUGGGCGACCUUCUCUCCGUGAAUUUCUCGCGCCUCGUCUGCCUGGAUACCCAGGAAUUCUGCAACAGCAUCUUUACCUCUCUGGAGCACCGGAACCGUGCACAUCUCUAUGCGAAGCUCUAUCUGGAGCGGCUCAGGCCUCCGAGGUUUAGGGCGGUGUAG
This is a messenger RNA of Symbiodinium necroappetens, 1848 nucleotides long. NCBI's taxonomy places the organism in Eukaryota, Dinophyceae, Suessiales, Symbiodiniaceae. The record is from the annotation of a GenBank genome assembly.